Molecule: messenger RNA, 1038 nt
Organism: Stegodyphus dumicola
Lineage: Eukaryota; Metazoa; Arthropoda; Arachnida; Araneae; Eresidae
Source: RefSeq, a predicted model, not a curated record
AUGCCAUCAUCGACUGAUUAUUACGGAGUUCUAGAUAGUUCAACAGAUAGUUCAGCUGCUUUUAAACCAGGAACGCUACGCCUUCAUCAAAAUCAAGACUCAAGGAAAACACAGGCAUAUCAGUUUGAUAUUGUGUAUCGAAAUACCAAGGAACACGGUAAUGCUGACUGCCUGUCGCGCCUACCUCUUAAGUCCGAAGAUUUAAGCAUUAAGGAUGAUGUUGAAAUAUUCCAACUCUCCCAAAUUGAAACUCUUCCGGUAACAGCUAGGAAGAUAGCUCGGGAAACGCGAGCUGAUGAAGAAUUAAAUAGUCUUUAUAUGAAAUUAAAAUCUGGAGAAAGUUUGGAAGGUAGGGAAGCAGAGUACACCUUACAAGAUGACUGUAUAAUGAGUGGUCAGAGGGUAGUUGUUCCGAAAAAACUCCGAGUUAAAAUUCUCGAAGAGUUACACCAAGGACAUUUAGGAAUCGUUAAAAUGAAGGCAAUCGCCAGAUCCUACGUCUUUUGGAAGGGAAUUGAUCAUGAUAUUGAAGAAGUUUCUAGGAACUGUGUCGAUUGUAUUAAGUUCAAAUCAGAUCCAGUAAGGGCAAGGGUCCAUCACUGGGAAUAUCCAAGUGCGCCUUGGGAACGCAUUCACACAAUUGAAUGUUUGAGAGACUGUUUUGCAAGAUACGGACUGCCUUUAGUAGUAGUGAGUGACAAUGGUCCUCAGUUCACAUCGGGGGAAUUUGAAACUUUUAUAAGGAAUAAUGGAAUUAAACACAAAACGUGUGCUCCAUUUAAACCAGCAAGUAACGGGCAAGCAGAGCGGUACGUUUACACCGUUAAACAAGCAUUACGUGCAAUGCAAGGUUAUCCAGGAAAUAUUAAGCAAAAACUUGCCAUAUUCCUCAUGAAUUAUAGAAAGGCACCGAACAUGACAACCUUGUUAAGUCCAGCAAUGUUAUUCUUAAAAAGAGAAAUUAGAACUCGAAUUGAUUUAGUUGUUCCAAAUCUUAGACGAAGAGUGGAAGAACGCAUCCGAAGGAAUACUUAUUGA